AUGAGAUCGCAAAAGACCAAGAAGUUGCUACCUAUCCUUAGCUUGGGUAGCUUGGGUUGUGGGGCACGACUGGCUGCAAAGGCAGCCUGGGCUGUGGGGCAUGCAAGUGAGGCUACUGGCUUGCAAAAUGCACACAUAGGUUACGUGGGAUGGCUUACGCUGCUACCUGCUAGCAUGAGGCAAAGCUUACAAGAGGCUGCGUGGGAUGGCCUAGGCUACUGCAUUGUUGGCUUGAGGCUAGGCUUGGCAGAGGCUAUAUGGGAUGGCCUAGGCUGUUGCGCUUUUGGCAUGAGCCUGGGUUGUUGCGCUGCUGGCGUGAGGCGAGGCUUGCAAGAGGCUGCGUGGGAUGGCCUGGGCAACUGCACUGCUAGUGUGAGGCAAGGCUUACGAGAGGCUGUAUGGGAUGGCCUGCGCUACUGGCGUAAGGCGAGGCUUGCGAGAGGCUGUGCGGGAUGGCCUACACUAUUGGAGUGA
Molecule: messenger RNA, 474 nt
Organism: Dovyalis caffra
Lineage: Eukaryota; Viridiplantae; Streptophyta; Magnoliopsida; Malpighiales; Salicaceae
Source: the annotation of a GenBank genome assembly